Molecule: messenger RNA, 1645 nt
Organism: Drosophila bipectinata
Lineage: Eukaryota; Metazoa; Arthropoda; Insecta; Diptera; Drosophilidae
Gene: NAAT1
Product: Nutrient Amino Acid Transporter 1
Biological process (GO): sodium ion transmembrane transport
Cellular component (GO): plasma membrane
Molecular function (GO): L-amino acid transmembrane transporter activity
Source: RefSeq, a predicted model, not a curated record
GGAAACCAUAACAACAACAAUGCCACGGAAAAAUCUGAGGAUAAGGAGAAGGCCCAGGUGGAGCGGUCCAACUGGGGAAAUGGCUUGGAAUUUUUAAUGUCCUGUAUUUCCGUGUCAGUGGGCUUGGGAAAUGUCUGGCGGUUUCCCUUCACAGCCUACGAGAACGGUGGCGGUGCCUUUCUGAUACCCUACAUCAUAGUGUUGUUUUUAAUAGGCAAACCAAUGUACUAUCUGGAAAUGAUUAUGGGACAGUUCACCAGCCAGGGAACUGUUAAAAUCUGGUCCGUUUGUCCGGGCUUUGUGGGUGUAGGCUAUGGCCAGGCCUUUGGAACGAUUUGCAUCAUCUCGUACUACUCCUCGCUUCUGGCCCUGACCCUGUACUACCUCUUUGUGUCCUUCCAAUCGGAGCUGCCGUGGUCCUAUUGCCGGGAAGAUUGGCUGAACUGUGUGGACUCACGGCCGGCGGAGUAUACGGAAAACCUGCUAACCGGACUCGCCAGCAACGUCUCCACAUUGGCCAGUAACCUCACCAGCUCCGCCAGCGGCACGGGUGUCAGCUUGUUGGCCGACAACCAGACGGACAAGUUGCAAAGCAGCUCCGAAAUCUACUUCCUAGACGUAGUCAUCAAGGAGAAGCUGGACAUCUCGGACGGAAUCGGUAACCCCGACUGGAAACUGACCCUGGCCCUGCUCACCUCCUGGGUGGUCAUCUUCCUGGUGAUCAUGCGCGGAGUGAAGAGCUCCGGCAAGGCCGCCUACUUCCUGGCCCUGUUCCCCUACGUGGUCCUGAUCGUCCUGCUCAUCCGGGCCGUGACCCUGGAGGGGGCCCGGGAGGGAAUCAUCUUCUUCCUGGAGCCGCAGUGGGGCGAGCUUCUGAAUCCGACGGUGUGGAAAAAUGCGGUGGUGCAGUGCUUCUUCUCGCUGGCUGUGGGAUCCGGUCCGAUCAUCAUGUUUGCCUCGUACAACCGUUUCGAUCACGGCAUCUACAGGGACGCCAUGAUAGUGACCACGCUGGACACUCUGACGAGUCUCCUUGGGGGCAUAACGAUAUUUGCGAUUCUUGGAAAUCUCGCCCACAACCUGAACAUCGAGAACAUCCGUGAUGUGGUGCGCAGCGGCACGGGAUUGGCCUUCAUCUCGUAUCCGGAUGCCAUAUCCAAGUUCCAGGCAGUUCCCCAACUCUUCUCCGUUCUGUUCUUCUUCAUGCUCUUUGUCCUGGGAAUCGGAUCGAUUGUGGCCCUCCAGAGCACCAUUGUCACCAUCAUCUGUGAUCAGUUCAAAGGCCUGAGGUACUGGAAGGUGGCUCUGGGCACAUCCAUAUGUGGUUUCCUCAUGGGACUCGUCUAUGUCACGCCGGGUGGCCAAUGGAUCCUGACCCUUGUGGACUUUUAUGGCGGCACUUAUGUGGUGUUCAUCUUGGCCAUUUUCGAAUUGGCUGGCAUAGUUUGGAUCUAUGGCUUACAAAACUUCUGCGAUGAUAUCGAGUUCAUGUGCAAUCGCCGGGUUUCACUGUACUGGCGCAUGUGCUGGUCCUUCUUCACUCCCGUGAUGAUGAUCGUUAUCUUUAUUUACUCCAUGGUCACCAUAGAGCCCAUUCAGUACAGUGAACUCUACUUCCCCGAAGCGGGUAAUGGUAAGUAAUGUA